AUGGGCUCGAAGGCGCACCCGGAUCACACGAUGCUGGUAGCGGGCAGGGCUGGCACCUGGCACCACGGGAGGCAUACGCAGCGCCUCUUUGGUGCUAUCUCCCCGAGGGCGGUCAGCACGCCGCAGCUGGAAGCGGGCCUACCGAGGGACCUGCCGAGCAUCGCCGCGUCGCCCCGCGGCAAGAAGGACCGCAGGAGCCCGGUCGGGAAGGCCCCGCCCAGCCUCGGGCGGAGCUUCACGCAGUGGACCCGCGGGCUCCUGAAGAGCUCCUCCGAGCCCGCCGCCCCGUGCUUGCCGCGCGGCCUCGGCCUCGAGCGAAGCAGGCACGCGAAGGGAGUCCUGGAGGUGUCUUCGCAGCUUGCAAGCCUUGGGUACCUGGCGAACGCGGCCCGAGUCGCAGAGCAGACCAGGGCCUCGGAGGGCUGCGGAGCCGCAGCGUUCGAUUGUGAGACGGCCCGAAGGUACCUGACGGACUGCGACGCAAAGGGAAACGUGCCAGUGCCGCUCCGCUGCAUGACCGGUCACUCCAAGACCGUGGCCGCGGCGGGAGAAGAUUUGAUGGACAGCGAUGUCCUGGCCCUCGCCGGUGCGAUGCAGGAGAUGGAGGCCAUGGAGGAGGUCGACUUGAGCAAUAACCGUAUGCUGACGGACACCAGUUUGGGGCCGCUCUUGCGGCAGCUGUGCAUGGAGCCGCUGGCGAAGACUGUGCGGAAGCUGAUGCUGGCGAACUGCACGCGAGCGGGCGUGGUCGCCAUCGGCAGCCUCGUGAAGCUGGUGGACUCGGCCAGCAUGCUGGUCCAUCUGGACCUCAGCCACGUCGCGAUAUCCACCAAGCUGCAGCUGCCUCUCUGCACCGCCAUCGGCUACCAUCCCCGGCUCCAGACCGUGAGCCUGGCAGAGUCGGGCUUCAGAGAGAAGAGCGUCUGCGCGCAGUGCAUGGCCGCUUUGCUGGACAGCGGGUCCGUCUCCACUCUGGACCUGAGCUGGAACUGUUUCGACGACGGGGUGUUCUCCCGCCUCGGCGAGCGGCUCGUCCUCAACAGCACGCUCCGUUCGCUACGGCUGCAGAACUGUUCCUCCUCUGUGCGCGGGGUCGACCCGCCAGUGGCGUCGCUGUUCGAGCACCUGGCCAGGGACCGAACCCUGAGGUACCUGGACGUCUCGAUGAACCACAUCGACUUCCGGACGGCGCUCGUCAUCGAGGACC
Messenger RNA from Prorocentrum cordatum, 1207 nucleotides. The record is from the annotation of a GenBank genome assembly. Lineage: Eukaryota; Dinophyceae; Prorocentrales; Prorocentraceae.